This is a messenger RNA of Candoia aspera, 2408 nucleotides long. It is a transcript of the gene NOL10, whose product is annotated as nucleolar protein 10. The transcript is spliced from 21 exons. Gene Ontology annotation, biological process: maturation of SSU-rRNA from tricistronic rRNA transcript (SSU-rRNA, 5.8S rRNA, LSU-rRNA). The record is from RefSeq and is a predicted model, not a curated record. The coding region runs from base 51 to 2117 and encodes 688 amino acids. Gene Ontology annotation, molecular function: protein binding. Lineage: Eukaryota; Metazoa; Chordata; Lepidosauria; Squamata; Candoiidae. Gene Ontology annotation, cellular component: 90S preribosome; small-subunit processome; nucleus.
CCUCUCGCACCCGGAAGUGAAGCCUGGUCUGGUGCGGGAAGUGGGGCGGCAUGCAGGUCUCCAACCUCAACGAGGUGAAGAUCUACAGCCUGAGUGCCGGCCGGAGCCUGCCUGAGUGGCUUUCUGAUAGAAAAAAAAGAGCACUUCAAAAGAAAAAUGUUGAUAUUCAUAGGAGAAUUGAGCUUAUCCAGGAUUUUGAUAUGCCUGCUGUUAGCACCAAGAUCAAGGUGUCACAAGAUGGACAGUAUGUAAUGGCAACGGGCACGUACAAGCCAAGGGUCCGAUGUUUUGAUACCUAUCAGUUAUCUAUGAAAUUUGAAAGAUGCUUAGAUGCUGAAGUGGUCACGUUUGAUAUUUUAUCAGAUGAUUACUCAAAGAUAGUUUUCUUGCACAGUGACAGAUACGUGGAAUUUCAUUCACAACAUGGCCGUUAUUAUAGGACAAGAAUACCAAAAUUUGGAAGAGAUUUCUCAUAUCAUUAUCCAUCCUGCGACUUAUACUUUGUAGGAGCAAGCUCUGAAAUAUACAGGCUAAAUCUGGAACAAGGAAGGUAUUUGAAUUCUCUACAGACAGAUGCUUCAGAGAAUCAUGUAUGCGACAUAAAUCCUGUACAUGGUUUAUUUGCCACUGGGACAGUUGAGGGAAAGGUGGAAUGCUGGGAUCCUAGACUGAGAAAUCGAGUUGGGGUAUUGGAUUGUGCUUUAAACAGUGUGACUGCUGAUCAAGAGAUAGGUGGCCUGCCCUCUGUUUCUGCCCUGAAGUUUGAUGGAAGUUUGAAGAUGGCUGUUGGAACAUCCACAGGGCAGGUCUUACUUUAUGAUCUUCGAUCGAGUAAUCCAUUAAUAAUGAAGGAUCACCAAUAUGGUCUGCCAGUCAAAACAAUCCAGUUCCACAAUGCAUUAGAUUUGAUUAUUUCUGCUGAUUCACGAAUUAUAAAAUUAUGGAACCAGGACACGGGGAAAAUAUUUACCUCCAUAGAACCUGAACAUAAUAUUAAUGAUGUUUGCCUGUACCCUAAUUCAGGAAUGCUGUUCACAGCCAACGAAGCCCCUAAAAUGAACAUCUACUACAUUCCAGUUUUAGGCCCUGCUCCGAAGUGGUGCUCAUUUCUUGAUAAUCUGACAGAAGAACUGGAGGAGAACCCAGAGACAACAGUUUAUGAUGACUAUAAAUUUGUAACAAGAAAAGAUCUUGAAAACCUUGGGCUUUCUCAUCUUAUUGGAUCACCCCUUCUCCGGGCAUACAUGCAUGGCUUUUUCAUGGACAUACGGCUGUAUCAUAAGGUUAAAACGAUGGUAAAUCCUUUUGCCUAUGAGGAAUACAGAAGGGAGAAAAUUAGACAGAAGAUAGAAGAAACACGUGCACAAAGAGUGCAGCUAAAGAAACUUCCCAAAGUUAAUAAAGAACUUGCACUGAAGUUGAUUGAAGAGGGAGAAGAGGAACCACAAAAUGCUAGAAAGAGGAAACAGAAGAAAAUGCCUAGCAUUCUUAGUGAUGACCGCUUCAAAAUCAUGUUUGAGAAUCCUGAUUUCCAGGUGGAUGAGAAGAGUGAAGAGUUUAGGCUGCUUAAUCCACUUGUUUCUAAAAUAAGUGAGAAAAGGAAGAAGAAAUUAAAGAUGUUAGAGCAUCAUGAAGCUCUGGGAGAGGAAGAAGAGGAAGAGCCAGAAGGAAAACCAAGUGAUGCAGAAAGUUCUGAGUCUUCAGAUGAUGAAAAAGGAUGGGUUGAAGAGGUCAGGAAACAGCGCAGACUUCUAUGCCAAGAGGAAAAAGUAAAACGGCAGGAAAGGUUCAAGGAGGAUCAGAAAACCGUCCUGGAACCAAAGUUUUUUGAGAUUAAAGCUGGGGAAGAAUUUAGAAGUUUCCAAGACACGGCCAAAAGGCAAAAGUUAAUGAAAAAGUCACUUGAAGAUCGCUUGCAACUUGAAGAGAGGGUUGGUGCACUUAGUGUACAUGAUACCACUGUAGGAAGUAAACAAGUUACCUUUAAAUUAAAAAAGUCUGAGCAACAUAAAAAGCAGCAAGAAGCAGAGAAACUCCAUCAUGAGGAGAGGAAAAAACUCAGGCGGUCAGCUGGCCAUCUCAAAAGUAAACAAGGAAAAAGGCGACGCUUCCAUUGACAGAGUAAUUCUGCUUACUUCCUCAGGGGGACUCAGAAAUUUGUUUUAAUUCAUGGACAAAAAUCAAAAGCUCUUCAAAUCCACUAUGGCAGAGGAGAACAAUCCACAGCCUAACUAUGCUGUGGGGAGGCAUAGCGAAUCUCCUGUUUUGCACCCGGCAUAUUACAGUAAUGUUUCUGGAGAGACAGCAGCUGGUUAUUGUAUAACCUUUUGUGUGGUGGCUCAUAGGUGUACAUGGCUAUGUGAACCGGAUUCAACCUUUUAAAAAAUAAACAUUAAUAGUAAUGUGGU